Molecule: messenger RNA, 320 nt
Organism: Staurois parvus
Lineage: Eukaryota; Metazoa; Chordata; Amphibia; Anura; Ranidae
Source: the annotation of a GenBank genome assembly
GGUCAGAGACUGCAGACAUACUACAGGAGACGGUCAGAGACUGCAGACAUACUACAGGGGAUGGUCAGAGACUGCAGACAUAGUACAGGAGAUGGUCAGAGACUGCAGACAUACUACAGGAGAUGGUCAGAGACUGCAGACACACUACAGGAGAUGGUCAGAGACUGCAGACAUACUACAGGAGACGGUCAGAGACUGCAGACACACUACAGAAGAUGGUCAGAGACUGCAGACACACUACAGGAGAUGGUCAGAGACUGCAGACACACUACAGGAGAUGUUCAGAGACUGCAGACAUAUUACAGGGGAUAGUCAGAGAC